GAUGUAUGAACUAGUGUGAACUCUAGGUCGGUAACAGUGAAUGGUCAAAGUGCUGACAAACAAACCUCCGCUUUCCCGCUUUCGCUUCUCACUUUCAAAUAAGGUAUCGCAGCAGAAUGUUACAGCUUGGAAGCCACUUGGUCCAAAUGUAUAUACCCUGGGGGCCUAGGCAUUCCAGCUCAGGAUGUCCUGUUGGCUCUGGGAGUCCUGGAGCUUCUGUCGAUUCUUCGGGUUGUUUGGGCCUUGAAGACAGCCUAGUGCAGACCACGGAGGAGAAGAUUCCCAGUUUACAAGAAUUUCUCAAACAUGUCCAGAGAGUCAGUGGCCUGAAGAAGGAGGAUGUGUUCUGUAACCUGCGAGUCCCCAACCAGUUUCAGACAGCACGAGAGGAGGUCAGCCUUAUCAUUGUUACAGGUGCAGCAGUGUAUUGCAUAGAUGUGAAACAGUGGGCAGGUAUGGUUUCGGCUCAGGGUCCCAACACAUGGCAGAUCCAGGUGAAGGAGGAGGAGCAGAACUUCACCAACACAUCCAUCCACCAGGUUCCCAACCUCCUACAGGCCAUUGUGACAAAAGCCAGAGACCUGUGCAGCCAUAUGAAGCGAUGUGGAGUGAACCUCAGGCAGUCUCUCUUCCUACCCAGAGUACUCUUCCUCUCUCCACACUGCCAACUUGACAAUGAGCUGAGCAAGAGGAAGGAGUUGGUCUCCCAUAGUGAUGUGGAGGAUUUUGUUCAAUCACUCCAGGAGAGCUAUAUGACAUGGGUGACAGACGCUCUCACGCCAUCAUGGCUAUCAGGUCACCUGUCAUUCAGGCAGCUGGGGGCGGUGCGGCAUGUGCUAGGACAAAUGGGGACUUGGGAUCUGGUGAAGCUGUGCAGCGGUGUUGAGCUGAAGGGGGAUUAUCAGGGCUGCCAACACCUUGCCCUCAGCAGACAGGAAACAGACAUUUUGGAGUUCAGGAGGGGAGGGACCCUCACUACAGACACAUUCUGGUCUCUGCUUGGAUACACACCACAGGUGCUGGUGAAGAUGUAUAAGCGUGGAGCCAAGGGCUGGCUGGGAAAACCACUGUCAGGCACCACCACCAUCCCCUCCAACACACAUGUGGUGUUUCACAUCAGGGGAGAGGACCAAGAUGCCAAGAUACCUGCCAGCAGCAUCCACACCAUCACCCUUAGCAUCUAGAGAUGGAGACAGUGAGAGCAAGAAAGAUAGAAACAUAACAAGGCUCUGUAGACCAUGGGCAGUUUUUACUGCGAUUUAUGAGUUACUAUAAUGAUUUUUUAGGUAAAAGGAUAGACCCUGGGAAAGCAGUCUUAUACCAUUGGCUCAUGCUUUGAAAGCUUGAUCUCAGAUAAGAGAUUGAAUGUUAACCAAGUAUCCAUUUAAAAUCACCAGUACAAAUGAAAUAUAUUAAUGGUUUUUACGAUAAAGAAUUGACACAAAUUAAUUCAGGUAUUGCCCAGUGAGAACCUACUGUAUUGAAAGCAAGAUACAAUAUAUAUUUACAUUUUGAGUGAUUAGUAUCAUAAUCUCUUUGUAUGUAUUUUAUAGAAACAGCUUUUGUUUUGUUUUAAAUGUUUAAGAUGGGUUUGCAUAUUGCAAAAAAUGAUGAUGAUAACAAUGAUGAUAAUGAUAUUCCAUAUACCUCAGACUGUGAGUGCCUUGCAGCAUGUCCAUUUGGUUUAGACAAACAGGUUUCCUCUCCAUGGCAGUUACGUGUAACAGCAGGUAUUUAUCAUGGUGGUAAUUACACACUCUCAACAUGUUGCCAACACCAAAUCCAUUUGUGACCCUCCUCAUUGUUAUCAUACCAAAAGCUCCAGAGCGAUGGCGAAAGAAAACAAUCUAGGUAACAACUGCAACACAAAUGUACUCCUUCAGAGUCCCAUUCAUACAUGAUUUAUGAGAACCUCAUUAGCAUGGUUCAUUGUAUUUUAUUUUGAAUGACAAGUCUAGUGUUGCUAAUUAAUUAGCAUUUGUGUCACUGAACUGAUUUGAGGGGCAUUGGAUGAAUGUGGACUCUGAGGUGAGAUGCACAAAAAUAUUGCCCUGUUGAUGCCACUAAUGGUUGCAGACCUAUGGCCUGUAAAUGUGUAAAGAGGUUGGCGAGUUAUGGCCUGUGCAUGUGUAAGAUGUGGUUGAUUUCUACUCUGAAAAUGACUUUGUUUCAGCACAUUGAAUGUGUCUUUUUGAAGUGGGAUUUUUGGAAAUGGCAACUUUAUUGAAUGUAUGGCAAGUAAAUUAGAUAUUUUACUUUUUCAACCCACCCAGUUAUGUCCAGAAUAUUAAAAAUGGAGACACAUCUUG
Electrophorus electricus (electric eel) is the source of this 2309-nucleotide messenger RNA. RefSeq lists its product as uncharacterized. NCBI's taxonomy places the organism in Eukaryota, Metazoa, Chordata, Actinopteri, Gymnotiformes, Gymnotidae. The record is from RefSeq and is a predicted model, not a curated record.